Molecule: messenger RNA, 1476 nt
Organism: Penicillium vulpinum
Lineage: Eukaryota; Fungi; Ascomycota; Eurotiomycetes; Eurotiales; Aspergillaceae
Exons: 2
Coding region: 1-1476 (491 amino acids)
Source: RefSeq, a predicted model, not a curated record
AUGUAUAAACUGUCUCAAAUAAUCGACGCGACACGAGAAGGUCUCGACGCGGAUUCACCUAUACGCCAGCCGCACUCCCCAUUGACUAUUAAUACCAAUCCCUCUGCCCCCGCAUCACCGGCCAUUUCUUUGUUCUCGACUGGACACAACCGCGUCUCUAGUUCGGUAUCUUCCCUCGUCUCUACAGUGGGAAAUUCAAUGGACAGUCCCAGUCGGAGUCAUUUGACCGGGGUCAAAGAAGAGGAAUGCACACGCGAUUCAUUGGAAGAUAGCUAUUUCCAACAUUUCGAUUACCGCAUGUCUGCAGAAGAGUCAUACUUCACUCCCGUCGAUAACUCAGAUAACUACGAUCUGACUGAUACUGGCAUGGAGACGGCCCCAUCACCGAAAAAGAGACGCUCAGACAGUGUGUCAAUAAAAGGUGUCUCGCGCAUCAACUCGCACAUCUCAACCAUGUCAGCCCGGUGGAAGACCAAACGAUCCUCCGGCGGCGCAGAAGGCGAUAUCUUCCCGGAAGAUCUAAGAUCGCGCGCGAACUCGGCGGCCUCCUCCGCCUUGGCAAGUCCCAUCGUUAGCUCCAUGCCCAUGAGCCGGGUCGAUUCUAUCCCCCCGUCCCCCGCGCGAACAAUCUUCGAAGAACGCGCCAGCGAGUCCGGCGCACGCCCCAUCGAUAUCACCCGAGCAAACAGUCUCAGCCAGGACGACAAUGAUCUACAGAAAGCGACAACACCCCUCCUGCCGCCGUUCAUGGGAGACGACCCAACGAGCGCCGCGGCAUCCCGCGUCCAGUCGCCACUACAGUCUCCCUCAGUUGCAGACAUGAGCGAACAAUCACACUUUAACUACAAUGUGACUUCAGACCCGCGGUUCAUGGGCGUUCUCCCCUCCCCACCACUCUCAUCCAAGCCCUCCGUGGCCUCCUUCAACCGACCACGCGCCAGCACGGUGCGCACAGUCUCCGGCGAGGUAACACCGCUCGUGCUCUCCGAUCCCAACGACGAAUGGGCCCACAAACUCGGCCACGCAAACUUCACCAUCACACCGGAGCCCUACGACCCCGUUGUCUGCGAUCUCGGCAGUUUCCGGCAGAUGCGUGCAGACUGGGAUAUUGCGCGAUGCAAUUUCGCCAAGCAUCUCGUCCGCACCGGCGAGCACUAUGGCGUCACAUCGAACAUCUACAAGCUCACCGUGGAGAAAUGGGAGUCGAUUAAUCGCGAGUGGGCAGCGCAGCAUGAGGCCAUGCUCGAUCAGCUUAGCGCUAUUGAUGGCGUUGCUCUCACGCUUACUCAGUCUAAUAUCCACCCCUGCCAACAACUCUGCAUCCCGCGUCUGCAUGACAAAUUCCCCGAGAUGGGCGAUGAAGACAUUGUCGGCCCAAUGGCUGUGGCGCCUGCUACGGAGAUUCCCGGUCCUUGUCGUUCUGAGAAAAAGAGGAAUUUCUUCCGCUUUUUCCAGGAUUUGGUUUCCCGACCUUGA